AUGCUCAAAGGCCGUCGCGCGGCAGCGGACACCACCAAAUCAGAACCACCCGUCGUGGUCACCGCGUACUACGAGCAGUACAAGACCGAGAACAUCCAGACUGUCUUUCGGGAUUACUUCCCCUCGGAGGAGUCCAGCCAGGAAGAAAGGGACGUGCUCCUGGAAAAACGCGUCGAAAUCUCUAGGAAAGCCGAGCGCCUUCAGGCGGACAAGAGGGCCUUUAGUGCGGCUAAUCAGCAGGCGGCAAGAGAGCGGCUGGGACAGGGUGUCAGGUGCUAUGACUGGGCGUAUGCCGUGCAAGACGACUCCAAGGAUGCGGACGAGAAGGAGUGA
Fonsecaea nubica is the source of this 333-nucleotide messenger RNA. RefSeq lists its product as hypothetical. Lineage: Eukaryota; Fungi; Ascomycota; Eurotiomycetes; Chaetothyriales; Herpotrichiellaceae. The record is from RefSeq and is a predicted model, not a curated record. The transcript has a single exon. The coding region runs from base 1 to 333 and encodes 110 amino acids.